Messenger RNA from Rhinichthys klamathensis goyatoka, 2150 nucleotides. It is a transcript of the gene mpp7a, whose product is annotated as MAGUK p55 scaffold protein 7a. NCBI's taxonomy places the organism in Eukaryota, Metazoa, Chordata, Actinopteri, Cypriniformes, Leuciscidae. The record is from RefSeq and is a predicted model, not a curated record. Gene Ontology annotation, molecular function: protein binding. The coding region runs from base 188 to 1996 and encodes 602 amino acids. Gene Ontology annotation, cellular component: plasma membrane; cell-cell junction. Gene Ontology annotation, biological process: protein localization to adherens junction. The transcript has 20 exons.
UUUAUCAGAUCGUUGUUACGACUGAGAAAACCUCCUGAAGAAACUCACUCUUCUUGUCGAUCAGAUUUGCCAAUGACAUAACCAAGGGUUUGCAGACUCUUCCUGGGGUUGAGUCGCCCAACCCCAACGCUGCUGGAUUGUUGUGGUAACGUUGUGAAGUUGAAAGGAAGCUGAUUUGCCGCUCACCAUGCCAGCCCUCUCCACCAGAACUGGCAGUGAGAUAGGUCUGUAUGAGCUGUUGUCUGUAUUGCCGUCUCAGCUGCAACCUCAUGUUGAGAGCGCAGAUGACCGCUCCUUUCUACACGCUAUGUUUGGGGAGAGGAGUCUAUAUUCAUUGGUCAAGAUCCAUGAGAAGUUACAGUGUUAUGAAGACCGUGCACCGACUCCAGUACUGGACAGCGCCGGGUCACUGGCUCAAAACUUGACAGAGGAACUUCAAGGAAGAAGUGCAAGUAAUGAGAUCAGAGAGCUUGUCAAGCUACUGUCUAAACCACAUGUAAAGAGUUUGUUGUCUGUUCAUGAUACUGUGGCCAGGAAGAGUUACGAUCCAGAACUUCCUCCUUUGCCAGAUGACAUUGAUGAUGAAGAAGACUCUGUCAAGAUCAUUCGACUGGUCAAGAAUAAAGAGCCUUUGGGUGCCACCAUAAAGAAAGAUGAACGUACUGGAGCGAUCAUAGUGGCACGCAUCAUGAGGGGCGGGGCAGCAGACAGAAGUGGGCUGAUACAUGUCGGAGACGAGCUGAAAGAGGUUAAUGGUAUCCCUGUUGAUGACAAAAAACCUGAGGAAAUAAUCCGCAUUCUGUCCCAGUCGCAAGGUGCCAUCACUUUUAAAGUGGUCCCAGCCAUCAAAGAGGAGGCACAAAGCAAGGAGCCCAAGAUGUUUGUAAAGGCGCUUUUUGACUUCAAUCCAGCUGACGAUAAGGUGAUCCCUUGCAAGGAGGCAGGCUUGGCGUUCAGGAUGGGAGAUAUCUUGCAGGUUAUGAGCCAGGAUGAUGCCACCUGGUGGCAGGCCAAACUCGAGGGCGAUGGCAACCCGCGUGCUGGACUCAUCCCUUCCAAACACUUACAGGAGAGGAGGUUUGCAGUCUGGAAACCCACAACCAUCACUACUCUUCAGAGGACCCCCAGCAAAAGAUUUUAUGAUGAGACAGUCGAAUGGGUGGAGGAGAUUGAAGAGGACAAUGAGUUUGCUUCCUAUUUAAGUGGACUCCAUAUUGCGGGUCUGCGAAGGAGUUUUCGUCUCAGCAGAAGAGAUAAGAAGACAAAUAAGUCCAUGUAUGAAUGUAAGAAAAGUGAGCAGUAUGACACAGCUGAUGUGCCGACUUACGAAGAGGUGACAACCUACCGCAGAAAACACGGAGACAGACACAGACUUGUCGUGUUAGUUGGUCCUACUGGUGUUGGUUUGAAUGAGCUCAAAAGGAAGUUGUUGAUAUCCGAUCCACAACAUUUUAGUGUCACCAUCCCACACACCUCUCGAUCGAAGAGACAUCAGGAAAACGAUGGGGUGGAGUAUCAUUUUAUCUCCAAACACCUUUUUGAGGCAGACAUUCAGAACAACAAGUUUAUUGAACAAGGAGAGUAUAAGGGAAAUUACUAUGGGACGAGCUUCGAUUCUGUACGUUCAGUCCUGUCUAAGAACAAGGUGUGCCUUCUUGACGUACAGCCACAUACGCUAAAACAUCUUCGCACGGCCGAGUUUAAGCCCUACGUGGUGUUUGUGAAGCCUCCAUCCAUCGAGCGUUUGAGAGAGACCAGGAGGAACGCAAAAGUCAUCUCAGGCAAAGAAGAUAAGAACUCAUCCAAACCCUUCUCGGAUGAGGACUUCCAGGAGAUGAUCAGUGCCUCUCAGAUGAUGGAAAACCAGUAUGGUCACCUCUUUGAAAAGGUCAUUGUGAACGAUGACCUCACUGUUGCCUUCAACGAGCUCAAGCAGGCGCUCAGGAAAGUGGAGACAGAAACUCACUGGGUGCCCAUCAGCUGGACUCAUUCCUGAGGGGCUGCACAAAAGGAACAAAGGAACAAGGCAUUAUAUUUUGGGGGGUGGAAACGAAGGGAAGGACUUUAAGAACUGUGAAAGAUUUCUUUUUAUUGUUUCUUUUUAUUUUUUUGGCUGUAAAUGGUGACAGGGAAAAUAUUUUAGUUGUCUU